This is a messenger RNA of Caenorhabditis remanei, 987 nucleotides long. RefSeq lists its product as uncharacterized. Bases 1 to 987 code for a protein of 328 amino acids. The transcript is spliced from 5 exons. NCBI's taxonomy places the organism in Eukaryota, Metazoa, Nematoda, Chromadorea, Rhabditida, Rhabditidae. The record is from RefSeq and is a predicted model, not a curated record.
AUGGAUACUAUUGACUUCUUCCAGCCAAAAUGGCUCCUGAGGUAUUAUGAUGUUAUCGGAGUGUGUUCCUUGGUGUUAAACUCCCUCGGCUUAUACUUACUAUUAUUUGAAACUCUAAAACUUGGAAGGUUCAGAUAUUACUUGAUGUUGUUGCAGAUUUCAUGUGCACUGACAGACGUUCACCUUACAUUUCUCAUGAAACCAGUCACGUUGUGUCCAUUUUUAGCCGUUUACACUGUUGGAGCGUUAUCCACAUAUUUUAAUAUAUCAGCACAUAUUUGUGUGAUAAUGGUUGGGUUCUUUGCGUUAAUCCAGUUGGAAAGUUUGAUUUUCUGUUUUGCAAAAAAACAUCAAGCCCUUGCAUUUGUUUUAAGAAUUCACAUUUUACCGAAUAUUAUGCUGUACUUCUAUUAUCUAAUGUGUAUAAUCUGCCCAUUCGUACUUUGUGGCGUGCUACAUCACUUGUAUAUACCAACAGAGCAACAGUUGGAUUAUAUCGAAAAGAACUUUCCCGAAACUCUUCCUGGCUUUCUAAGUUUGAGUCAUUUUGUCUUGUAUAUCAAAUCGGAUAAUCUGACUGGAUUUUAUUUCUGUCUUUUCAUCGGAGGUUUUGGGUUGUGUUCGCUCUUUCUCUUCUUCAUCAUUGACAUGUUGGGACUAAUGAAAGACCUGAAACUGAGAUUAUCAACUGCCACUUAUCAAAAACAUCACGAGGCAAUUCAAAGUUUAAUGGUUCAAUUCUUCACUUCUCUUAUGUGUAUUGGACCUCCUUGUAUACUUCUGGUGAUUGUUUUCAUGGAGUUGAAUCAUGGACAACUAGCAUCUCAAAUCUUAAUUGCAUGGUUCACAAGUCAUUCCUCGGUUAACAUGGUCUGCUUAUGUCUCUUUUUUCCUCCGUAUCGAAGAUUUUUCUUGGCAAAGUCGAAAAAAAACAAAGAGCAGAUUGUCCGAGUUGUUGCGUCAUCAAUUAUUGCAAGGCAUAACUAA